Molecule: messenger RNA, 2486 nt
Organism: Antechinus flavipes (yellow-footed antechinus)
Lineage: Eukaryota; Metazoa; Chordata; Mammalia; Dasyuromorphia; Dasyuridae
Product: cytochrome P450 4B1-like
Exons: 12
Coding region: 226-1758 (510 amino acids)
Molecular function (GO): iron ion binding; heme binding; oxidoreductase activity, acting on paired donors, with incorporation or reduction of molecular oxygen
Source: RefSeq, a predicted model, not a curated record
AGGCAGUUCUGGAUUUCUGGGCAGUUCAUCAAAAAGAACAAAGUUCCCUCUCAGAUUCUUUCCUCCCCACAGUCCGUAUUGUGAGCUAGUGCUGGGAUCCAGUUGGAGAUAAUCCUGUUUCCCGGGUGUGGCCAAGGGAUAGAGUCCUGGAGCUGGUCAGCUGGGGCAUAAGAGAAGAAGGCUGGCAGUGAGAGGGCAGUGCCUGUGUCCAGAACAGAGCUCGUCAUGCUUUUGUGGCUCUCCUCAUGGCUCCCUGUGAGCCUCCCCACGCUGUGGCUAUGGGCAGUUUCCCUGAUCCUGACCCUGGGCUUGCUGCAACUGACCCGGCUCCUGACUAGAAGACAGAAGCUCUUCCAAGCCCUGAAGAGCUUUCCUGGGCCACCCACCCACUGGCUCUUUGGGCAUGCCAUGGAGAUCAAGAAGGAAGGAGAAUUGGACAAGGUUCUGUCAUGGGCUAACAUUUACCCUUGUGCACACCAGCUGUGGAUGGGAAGUUUUAUUGGUUUUCUGAACAUCUAUGACCCUGACUACGCCAAGGCUGUGUUCAGUCGAGGAGAUCCCAAGGCCUUCGAUGUAUAUGGUUUCUUUUUACCAUGGAUUGGGAAGGGACUAUUGGUUUUGGACGGUCCCAAGUGGUUUCAGCACCGGAAACUGCUCACCCCUGCAUUUCACUCAGAGGUCCUGAAGCCCUAUGUGGACCUGUUUGCUGAGUCCACCAAAGCUAUGCUGAACAAAUGGGACAAGAAGAUUCAGACUGACAAGUGUGUGAACAUCUUCCCAGAUGUGGGUCACAUGACUCUGGACAGUCUUACUAAAUGCAUCUUUGGAAGGAGCAGCAAGACCCAGACACAGAGUGACAUCAGAUACUUUCAGGCCAUCGGGCAGCUCACCUUGUUGAUGCAACAGCGAUUGGCAACCUUCCACUAUCACAAUGACUUGUUCUACUAUUGGCUCACAUUUCAUGGCCGAAAGUUCCUUCAGGCCUGCAAGGUGGCUCAUGACUACACUGACAUGGUGAUUAAGAUCAGAAAAGCUGCUCUGAAGGAGGAAGAGGAGCAGAAAAAGAUUCAAAGGAAGAAACGCCUGGAUUUCCUGGACAUUCUUCUUGGAGUUGGAGAUGAGAACAAGACUAAGUUGUCAGAUGCAGACUUACGGGCUGAGGUGGACACAUUCAUGUUUGAGGGUCAUGACACAACUAGUUCUGCCAUCUCCUGGUUCCUGUACUGCAUAUCCCUCCACCCAGAGCACCAGCAGCGAUGCAGGGAGGAGGUCCAGGAGAUCUUAGGAAAUCGUGACACCAUCCAAUGGGAAGACCUAGGGAAAAUGACCUACCUCACUUUGUGCAUCAAGGAGAGUUUCCGCCUUUAUCCCCCAGUGCCCCAGAUAUACCGCCAGCUCAACAAGCCUGUUACUUUCAUGGAUGGGAAGUCGCUGCCUGAAGGUAGCCUGAUCUCUCUCCACAUUUAUGCGCUCCACAGGAACCCAGCUGUGUGGGACAAGCCCGAGGUGUUUGACCCCCAGCGCUUCUCUCCAGAGAAUUCCUCUACUCGUCACCCUUAUGCAUUCAUGCCCUUCUCAGCUGGACCCAGGAACUGUAUCGGGCAGCAGUUUGCCAUGAUGGAAGUGAAGGCCGUCACAGCCCUCUGCCUCCUUCACUUUGAGUUUUCUCCAGAGCCCUCGAGGCUGCCCAUCAAACGGCUUCAGCUCGUCCUGGGUGCUAAGGACGGCAUCUACCUUAAUUUGAAGAAGCUGAUGUAGGAAGGAGCAGAGUCUGGCUGCUUGUGUGUGGCUGGGAAUGGGAGUGGACAGCGGCGGUGGUGCUGAAUCCCAUUUGCCGAUGGGACCUGAAUGUGGUCUUGGUGCCCCGGGGAACUAGGUCCCAGGAUGUUGAUUUUUGUCUCUACUUGGGCACACACACACACACACAAAAUAUAUAUGUAUCUGCAAGAAAUAUCUUCUAAUAAUAUAAAAAUAUAUCAUCUUCAAGAUUGCAUUAGUUUGCAAGAGCUCUUUAAGGUUUAUAAUUUAAGAUCUUUAUUUUACAGGGAAGGAAAGUGAGGUGCUGAGUUCCCUUGCCUUUCUUCAAAGCCUGGUUUAUGUGCCACCUCCUACAUGAAGCCUGGCCCAAUCUCCUUAACUAUUAGCACUUAUCCUCUCUUAUUUAUAUUGUACGCUAUUGUCUCCACUUAGCAGUUACCUAGUGAAUUUUGUAUUCCCCGAAGAAUGGAAGUCUUUGAAGGCAGGGCCUGAUUCAGUUUUGUCUUUGUACUCCCAAUGCCUUUCACACAAGAGAGAACACCGAUAAGUGUUUUUGAAGUAACUUGGAGAGGGAACAGUAUGAACAAAGGCAGAGAGGUUGGAGAGCAGUGGGUGUUUGCAAGAUGCAGAGUUCAGUUUGGCUGGAGCUUGGAGAACAUGAUCUGUUUAUGUGAGGCUGCUUUUGGGAGAAGGAAUAAUAGUAAUAAAAUAGCUAAAUUUGUAUAUCA